AAAAAACAAAACAAAACAGCCUCUUUUUGCCUCUCUUCUCGCACCGUGGUGCCCGCAGUGACUCCCGAAGAAGAGUCACAGCAGCCCAGCCCGGCCCGGCCCGGCCCAGCCCUCCCCUCCCCGCCGGCGGAGCCGCUUCCCUCGCCGCGCUCCAGCGCCGAGCCUGCUUAUCUGGCAGUGUCUCAAGUUACUCCCCUCAGGCAGCUUGAGCCAGUAAAACUAGAUCCUUUCAUCUCGGCGGAGCUUACUGACAACCAGCCGUCUGGUUUCCUAGGAAACAAAAUCUUGGCUAGAAAUAGUGAAUCAUUUCCAGGUCACUUUCAACAUGGAGAGUGGAGCAGGGAAGCAUUGGACUGAGGAGGAGGUUAAAGCCUUGUUAAGCGUCUGGUCAGAAAAAAAUAUCAGAAAGCAACUGCACGGCACCCUGAGGAAUAAAGGAAUAUUUAUCUACAUUGCCAAAAGGUUACAGGAGUUGGGAGUGUGCAGGGACUGGAAACAGUGCCGUGCAAAGUACAAAAACCUGAAGUACGAAUACAGAACGGUUAAAUAUGCCCACAACUCUGGGGAUGUCACUAAAACCAUGAAGUUUUUCCAUGAUCUGGAUGCCAUAUUGCGAUAUGAGCCUGUCACACAAUUAGCAGCAGAAGAAAACGGCAGGUGUUCUGCGACUGAGACGCAGCUGAACACAAGCCCCACAACAGACAGCACGCAAGGUGAAAUACCAGUCUCUUUAGAAGAUGAUGAGGAUGCUCCAGGAGAUCCACUACUUUUUAUAUCUCAUGCCAGACCAGUUCAACUAGGUAAUCCAGCGCCAGCAGUAGAGGCUUCCAAACCACCAGCUUUUAUUCCUACAGUAGCAAAUGAAGGAGGAAAACACUGGACUGUUAAUGAAGUCAGAGCUUUGAUACGCAUAUGGUCAGACAAAAACAUCCAGCAACAACUGGAGGGGACAGUGAGAAAUAAAAGAAUAUUUGAACAGGUUGCUGCUAGACUGCAAAAGUUUGGAAUUGACAGGGACUGGAAGCAGUGCAGGACAAAAUACAAAAAUCUGAAACAUGAAUACAAGAGUGUAAAAAGUGCCCAAGACUCAGGGAGUAUGAGUAAAAGUAUGAAAUUUUUUAACGAACUGGAUGCUAUUCUGGGGCACUGCACCAUGGAACAAGCAAGUAAAUCAGAUAAUGAUGAAAGUGAGAGGCCUCCAGAAUGGACAGAAGCAAAAUCAGAAAAGGAUUCUGUAGAAAUGCCUGGAGACACAGGUGAAGAGGACUCUGUUAGUAAUAUGUCAGAAGACCUACAGAUUGCAGAUAUAAAGAAAGUUUCUGAUUCAGAUGAUGUUACUGUAAAUACUACUCCAGAGAAUCGGGCAGCUCUGCAUAUAAUGAAAGAAACAGCUAUGACAAAAAUCCUUGAAGAUGACAGGGACUUUGCCAACUCCACCCCAGCAGCUCUGGAAGCUACACAAAUAAAGAAGGAGACGAUUGAUAUAGAUGAUGAUUCUAUAAGCACUACCUCAGAAGACAGAUCUUGUACACCAGUAGCAAAACGGAUGGUUGGGACAGACAAUCACAUUCCCUUGGAAGAAGCACAAAAUCACUUUAAAGUUAUUACAGUUAAUGAUACGGGAGCAGGAAAACACUGGAGUGAUAAUGAAGUUAGGGCUCUGAUAAACAUAUGGUCAGAUGAGAAAAUACAACAAAUGCUUGAAGGGGCCACAAGAAAUAAAGAAAUAUUUGAAGAAAUUGCCAGAAGGUUAAUGAAAUGUGGCAUAGACAGAGACUGGAAACAAUGUCGCACGAAGUACAAGAACCUAAAAUACGAAUACCGUGCACUGCAGAAAGAAAAUGAACAUCUUGGAAAUCCCAGGAGAAAAAUGAGAUUUUAUGAUGAAGUAGACUGUAUCUUAAGAAGACAGUCUCUGGGAACCUCAGGCUGGGGAUGUGAAAGCUCAAGUCUCCUAUCAGUUUCAGUGGGAGAUGCUACAGACACAGGAUCUUUGAGUAUCAAGAGAAAAACAUGGAAUGAUGAGGUGUCACCUGUUCCACUUAAGAAAAGUGCUUCUGAAAACACCAUACUCCACUUUCAAAAACUAUUAACAGAGAGAGUGCACACGGUAACAGAAGGCAAAAAGUUACUGUUUGAAAGGCUCUGUAAGCAGGAAGAAAUGCAAGAGCUCAACAGAACACAGCUGUAUGCUGAUCCAUCAGCCAUACAACAGGUUGGUUUAAUGAACUUUCUAUGAAAUUAAAAUGCAAAUAGAUUCUGUCAGGUAGUAUGAAAUUGAAUACUUAAGUGUACGUUACCCACAUGAGUACAUGAGCUUGCUUACCUUUAAUACAGUCACCUUCAGUCAUUUAAACUAAAACGAGGUGUGAGUUUCCAUCAUAAUCCUCGACUAGCAGCUUUUAGUAGUGAUGU
This is a messenger RNA of Ficedula albicollis (Collared flycatcher), 2415 nucleotides long. Its product is annotated as trihelix transcription factor GT-2. The coding region runs from base 326 to 2239 and encodes 637 amino acids. The transcript has 10 exons. The record is from RefSeq and is a predicted model, not a curated record. NCBI's taxonomy places the organism in Eukaryota, Metazoa, Chordata, Aves, Passeriformes, Muscicapidae.